CAGCAUCAGCAGUCUUGUAUGUGGAUCCUUGACUAGAGGACCGCAGCAGCAUCAGCCGUAGGAUACAUCCCAGACCACACUGGCCGAGCAACAUGGUCUUCAUGAGAAUCGUUGCCUGCCUUUGCCUGCUGCUGGUGGGCUUCUCGCUCCAGGUAGACGUGAAAAGUGGGCAGGAGGCAGGAAAAGCCGGGAAUUUUAUGGACGAUGAGCAAUGGCUGUCAACCAUCUCCCAGUACAGCCGUAAGAUCAAGCACUGGAAUCGCUUCAGAGACGAAGUCGAGGAUGACUACAUCAAAAACAUGGAGGAGAACAUGGGUUCUGACGAAACUGUGGACACCACCAAGGACCCGUGCCAGAAUGUGAAGUGCAGCCGCCAUAAGGUCUGUGUCGCUCAGGGCUACCAGAGGGCCAUGUGUGUCAAUCGCAAGAAACUGGAGCACAGAGUCAAACAGUCAGGGCAGCUGGAGGCCCAUGACAGCAGCUGCAAGUCGUGCUCUGCGGCUGCCUCCUCACCUGUAUGUGGCUCUGAUGGACACAACUAUGCCUCUGAGUGUAAGCUGGAGCAGCAGGCCUGCCUCACAGGCAAAGACCUGAACAUCAUGUGCACCGGCUUUUGCCCCUGUGCUACAACCCCUGAUACAGUCAGAAAUACUGACACUAAACGUGAGAGCUGCACUGGCCAGGACCUGGCAGACCUGGGCGACCGCCUGAGAGACUGGUUCCAGCUCCUUCAUGGAAAUGCAAAGCACAAUAACUCUGGCAAACUCCGAGCUGGCACCAUUUCAGCACUGGAGAAGAGCGUGGUAGCCAGCUGCAAGGACUCCAUCGGCUGGAUGUUCUCAAAGCUGGACACCAACAGUGACCUAUAUCUGGACCAGGCUGAGCUGGCUGCUAUUAAUCUGGACAAGUACGAGGUCUGCAUUCGGCCCUUCUUUAACUCCUGCGACAGCUACAAAGAUGGGAAGGUCUCUACAGCAGAAUGGUGCCUCUGCUUCUGGAGAGAAAAGCCACCGUGCCUGGCUGAGCUGGAUAGGAUCCAGGUGCAAGCAGCGGCCGAGAAGAUGCCUGGGAUGUACAUCCCCAGCUGUGACGAGGACGGCUACUACAGGAAAGCGCAGUGUGACCAGAGCCGAGGGGAAUGCUGGUGUGUCGACCAGCACGGUGGAGAGAUGAUGGGCACGAGAAUCCAUGGCAACCCUGACUGCGAUGAAGUGGCAGGAUAUUCUGGAGAUUUUGGGAGUGGAGUGGGAUGGGAGGAUGAUGAGGAGAAGGAGGCAGAGGACAACGGGGAGGAGGCGGAAGAGGAGGAAGAGGAGGAGGGCGAGGCAGAUGAUGGAGGAUACAUCUGGUAGAACGUUCUAACCCUGCGUGGAGAGCCGAGUCACAGCUGCUGGCCUGAAAAUCUACAGGUAUGGCUCUUUCCUUAUAGCAAAAGUUUCAGAGAUCGGACUGGGGAGGCAUUGUGUUUCAUCCUGGUGGAAUAUAUUGUGGUGGGCAGGUUCAUUCAUGAGACGAUGCCUAGUUUUCGUCUUAGAUAUGUGUAAUUGCUUCAUUCUCUUCUCUGUCUUUUGAGCAACAGAGCUUUUUUGUUUUGCCAUCCGGAAAAGCAGGACCCACUGACUAUUGCGUCAUAGGUAGCUAAGUCCAUCAGAACUCCUAUCUUGUCUGACUGCCAUCUAUGCAUAUAGAAAUUACCUGUAAUUUUGUACUGUGUAAACAAUUGCUUGAGUAUUAGAGCCGCCGUCCCACUGAAAUUUAAAGGAGUAGUUCAACAUUUUGGAUAAUAUACUUGCUUGUGUUUUUGAGAGCUAGAUGAGAAGAUUGCCUGACAUGUUAAAUAGGGCGCUAGAGCUAGGAGAUGGUUAUCUUAGCUCAGCAUAAAGACAGGAAACAACAGGAGUCAGCUACUUAACACAGUAUGCAGACAAAUCUUUAACAUCACACUUAUAACUUGUUUGUUUAAGCUUUAAAAACCACAGUACAAAAAGUUUAUGAAGAGGUAUGUGGCAGACUGUCUAGGAAGUCACUGCACCAGGAAAAGAAAGUCUGGCACAUAAAAAUACAAACAGCUGUUUUUAGACUUUUUGUAAAGAUUAAAUAAACAAGAUAAACAAAAUUGUCUUUAUUAGUGAGCUUUACAGGAGUUGGGAGGCAGAUUUUGUUACCUAUGGACAGAACCAAGCUAACUGUCUCCCAUUGCCACUGUUUAAAGCAGCUGUAAUCAAUAUUUUUACAAUAACACUGCAUCACGUGAGAAUGUAAACAUUGUUGUUCGCAGUGAUUAACCCAUAGAGAAUUAUCACCCGAAUCUGCAUCUCUGUUCAGCUUCAGCUGAUUUUGCUGUGCAGACAACUUUGGCUCACUCUCGCCACUCUCAUAGUGUUGUUUUCAUUCACAACAAGCAGCUGUUUUCAGUGAAAAGUUAGAGACCAGCUGGUGAACAUUGUGGCACAUUUAACAGUUAAAGAGACAGAUAUUUGCCUCAGGAAACUGUAGAGACCGAAACAGAGCUAAAAGAGAGUAAAUAUUGGACUUAAAUUUGUUAGGUGGACACAAAUCUGACUCAAAAUGAAUGUGUAAAUAAGCAACUGUUUGCCAUUUAAACGUUACAGUUGAUUUGACACUUGUGUUCACAACUUGUUUCUCAUCUGUCUCUCAGCAAGAAAGCAAAAUGUUAAACUAUUCUUUUGAAGCAGUUCAGUACAAUGUGGUUAUGUAUUUCCAGACUGAUUCUGUAUAUAUAAAUCCAGUGUAAAUGAUCUGUGAUGCAAGUAUUUCAGGUUACUAUGUUAUCAGACUGCCUUUAUGAGAAACGUGUACCACAGCUCAUAGCCGUUUUUAUAUUAAGUGGAUACAUAUAACUAUACAGGACAUGGUUUUAUAAUUGGAUUACUUUUACUGAAAACUUGUAGAAUGUACUUCAGUGGCCCAACUGCACCUACAGUAGAUAUCACUGGUCGCUCUCCACUAUUAACUCUAAAAUCAUGUCAAAGAAUGUGCCACAAAUAUGUCUUAUUUUGUUUGCAAUUUGAAAAUCUGUAUUUUGUGUUUAUAAAAAAAAUGUGUGCAUUACUUGAAGUUCUGUGUGUAUACUUGAAUUCACAUUGUAAUUUCUUUUCUAUGAGACAUUGUUGCCAUGUCUUUAUUCAUGUUAUUGACAGGCCAGACAGUUGUUUUUAGUAUUGCAUGUUAGUAAAUAAGAAUGUACUUCUAGGCACUUUACUACUAAUAAAGGGACUGGA
Messenger RNA from Monopterus albus (swamp eel), 3242 nucleotides. RefSeq names its product SPARC (osteonectin), cwcv and kazal like domains proteoglycan 2. Bases 93 to 1352 code for a protein of 419 amino acids. Gene Ontology annotation, biological process: anatomical structure development. The record is from RefSeq and is a predicted model, not a curated record. NCBI's taxonomy places the organism in Eukaryota, Metazoa, Chordata, Actinopteri, Synbranchiformes, Synbranchidae. The transcript has 11 exons. Gene Ontology annotation, molecular function: protein binding; collagen binding; calcium ion binding.